Messenger RNA from Acaromyces ingoldii, 1643 nucleotides. RefSeq lists its product as hypothetical. The record is from RefSeq and is a predicted model, not a curated record. The coding region runs from base 75 to 1544 and encodes 489 amino acids. Lineage: Eukaryota; Fungi; Basidiomycota; Exobasidiomycetes; Exobasidiales; Cryptobasidiaceae. The transcript is spliced from 7 exons.
CCGACGGCCAAUCGAGCCGCAACGAGGUCAAGGUGGCUCAAUAUACGGGAGCUCAAGACCAGAUUUCUGCCGAUAUGCCGGAGCUUGAGGACUUCGGAAGGCUUCUCGAGGAUACGAUCGCAGCCAACAAGCUGUCUUCGUCAAAGGUGACGAAGGUCCGUGACGAGGCUGUGUCGUGUAUGCAUGAGUCCAAGGGGCUGGCGCAGGCGAUCCUCGAUGCAAAUCUUCGAGCGUCCCACAAAACAAAAUUGUCGGCUCUGUACCUUCUCGAUGCCGUAGCUCGUCACGCUCAAGACAUUGCCAGGAAAGGGGCAAAAGGCGCUAGUGCAGAGGGGAUUGAUGUCAGCAAUGUCAAGCCUCCACGGGGAAGCCAGGCGACAGCGGGUACUUGGGAAGCCGCAAGAGACGCGGCAAAGAUGUUUUUGAAAGCUCUUGGUGAUGUUGUCGAGAGAAUCGCGGUCGACGCCGUGCAAUCGGUGCCUAGCGAGCAAAGGGAAAAGGCGCUCAAGGUCGUCGACAUUUGGAUCAAAGCAGAUACAUUUGACGUCCAUAUGCUUCGAGACAUCAAGGCGACGGUGAAAAGGCGACAAGAAGCGGGAAGCAGGCCACAAGAAGAUCACAGUGAAGUCAACUCGAUGCCAAGCCCGUACGGAAUGAUGGUCAUGGAGGACAGGGAGGGAGGGGGCGAAAAUGCCAAUGGCAGCACAGCCAACGCGCCCCCAGGCCUACCGUCAAAUGUUCUCGCACUCCUCGGUGGCGCUAGCAAGAAGCCUGCUGGGGGCUCGCCCUCGUCUGCACAUCAGAGCGCCGCUGCAGUCGCCGCUGCUUCUGCGUCCUCAUCGACUCCUUCUUUCGACCCCAAACAGCUUGCGAUGCUGCAACAAUUAGCUGGUCAGACGCCUCCGUCAACCUCAGCCGCCCCAGCGCCCCGGCAGCCGGGACCACCACCAACACUCCCCGGGCGACCUCCUGUACGACCUCCGGCUAUAGCGGGUCCUUCGACCGAAAGUUAUCGACGAUCACCACCUUCUCAAAUGUAUAGUAAUCCACCUCCUGCGCGACGAGAAGGCCAAUGGCAACGAGCAGACAGUGGUCAAGCGCAGAGGAGAAGCAUGUCUCCGAGGCGAGGUCCGAAUCAGGGUGCAGGGUUUGAAGAGCAGGAAACAAAUGAAAGUGUGAGCGGUAAUCGAUGGGGAGAGAGGCAACAACAACAACAGCAACGGCCGGCGCCAGUCACAACGGCAGACUUGAGCCAAUUUGACCCUACAACGUUCGACCCGACUGAUGCGAAAGCCUGGACAACAUUUGCGCAGAUGUGGAACAAUACAUACGGUUACAUGCCGUCAAAUCAAGAGCUGCUGAUGUGGAUGAUGAUGUCCGGCAUGCAGAUGGGCGGUAUGAUGGGAUCAGGGCCAGGAUCAGGGGCGCCUGCGUCGUCGUACGAUGGCUCAAGCUUCGACGCGGGCUUCCAGCACCAACAAAGCCACAACCAGAAGCACAACCAAGGGUACGGCGAGCAAGGGCAAAGCUACGGGCAGUGGUGAUGCUGCCUCGCUCCAUGCGCUUCUCACAGCUAUUGCCGAUCAGUCAUUGUCUAUUAAUAUUCAUGCGAUUACGCCGCCGGACUGAAACCAAUUGCAAAG